Molecule: messenger RNA, 1016 nt
Organism: Ornithodoros turicata
Lineage: Eukaryota; Metazoa; Arthropoda; Arachnida; Ixodida; Argasidae
Product: myb/SANT-like DNA-binding domain-containing protein 1
Exons: 4
Coding region: 267-1001 (244 amino acids)
Biological process (GO): positive regulation of DNA-templated transcription
Cellular component (GO): nuclear body
Source: RefSeq, a predicted model, not a curated record
CGGGCUCACUUACGGCCUUCAAGUUACGAAGGCCGUAAACAAAAACGGAGACAAAGGUCAUGCCAGACGGCGGGGCAUAAAUACUUCGGGGGAAUACGGAGAUAAGAAAGAAACUGCGUUCGUGGAACUCCAUUCUCUCCAAACUGCCUACUCUCGAACGCAAAAGGAAACGGGAUACUCUGAACAGCAGGCGUUGCGCUAGCAUGAAAACGGGGUGACAAGGUUACAGCGAAACGCGCUGCUCGAUAAUCCAUCCGUGGAACGUGAUGUCCGAAGGACGAACAUCGUGGUCGGAGGCAGAGACCAGAGCCUUAAUAAACCUCUGGGAGGCCAACCUGAGUAAUCUGCGACGACAAAAGCGCAAUGGGAAAGUUUACCAGCAGAUCACCGACAAGCUGCGUGGAGUUGGGAUUGUAAAGAACAAGAAGCAGGUGCACGGCAAGAUAGAAAAUUUAACCCAAAAAUAUAGACGUGUACGACGCAGUAUGGGCACGGGCUCGGGCGCAGUGUCGUGGCCGUUCUACUGGGACAUACACAAAUUUCUCGGUUCCUUCCCUGUCAACGACAUAACUAUCGUGGAGGACACACUCGCCAACCCCGAGCAGACGUUUUCCAAUAUAAUUGGCUGCAAUGUUGUAACUGAUGAAGGCGAGCAUUUUGAGGACAGCUGUGAUGCUCCUGGGCAGGAGACAGAGCAGCAUGAUCUGACUGGCAGCUCCAUCUUCGAUCACACCUCGGAAACAUCUCGAGGACCAUCAAGUUUAAGGAGCUCACCUGCUCCGAGUCCCACGCCACUUCCUGCACGGAGAAAGAGGAGAACCGAGAAGAGUGUGGAUAUCCUGCGAGAGAUCCUCAAGGAGAGCAGGGCUCUCCACGAGGAAAUGAUGGAGGCAACAAACAGAGAACAUGAACUGCGAAGGAGGCAGUUGCAGCUUCAAGAAGAGGCAAACGAAACACAAAAGCGUAUUGCUGCCUGCCUAGAGCAGCUUGUUAAAAAAUAAACGGAAAAAACUGUU